Paramacrobiotus metropolitanus is the source of this 977-nucleotide messenger RNA. RefSeq lists its product as uncharacterized. The transcript has 5 exons. Bases 101 to 976 code for a protein of 291 amino acids. Lineage: Eukaryota; Metazoa; Tardigrada; Eutardigrada; Parachela; Macrobiotidae. The record is from RefSeq and is a predicted model, not a curated record.
UCCAAGCCAGAGGAUAUAAGUCGAUUUCUCUAGCACAAAAUCAAAUCAUUCGGACAGUUUUCUUUUACACACCACUGGAACUGGAUCUUCAGCAUCUCCCAUGGCUAUUCCUGAUUUUCCUGACGAGUUUCCACUGCUUGAAGAGUACACCGAGAUCGCAAAUGAAUUGUUUUCGGAUUGGUUGGCUCUCAACCACUGCCGCAGAAUCCGGCGUUAUUCUGGCUACUUCAACCUAGCCUAUGCGUUGUGGAUUGACCUUGCUCACUACAUCCGCCAUUAUGAUGCUCUCGUCUUGUUUCUCCAUAUCGCUGAAUUUCUGAAACAACUUCACGAUUUCUACUAUCGGCUCAUUGUUCCCACUCCGGAUUUGCCUGACGAAUUUCCACUACUUGCACAGUACAUUGAGCAAGCCAACGAUUUGAUUUCGGACUGGGCUUCACGUACUGAGUUUGACCAGAUCCACACCUACUACACUUACUACCAGCGGGCCAAGAAUAUGUGGUUCGAUCUUCAGCGUUACACCCGCAAUGCUGGCGUCCUCCUCUUGUUUCUCCGUCUAACUGAUUUUAUGAAGCGGCUGCACGACUUUUACUACGAACGCAUUGCUGGCGCCCCGGACAACUCGCUUGACUCGGGUUUCUUCGAGGGCGAUCCGUCGGAUGAAGCUGAAAGCGACGUGGGUGACGAAAACGAAGAAGAAGGUGAACACGUUCUUGCGGAUGACACGUUGGAGAGUGAGCCGGCGACUGAAGCUGAAGAAGGAGAAAUCGACGACGCGGUUCCGGAGACCGAAGCCGAAGAGGAACUGGACGACACUCUCCUGGUCGGAGACAUUGACUUGGAAGAAUACCUGAACAGCACUGAGCCUGCGGAGACUGUCGUAGGUGGCAACAAACGGAAGCAUUCGGAAGACGACGACGACAACGACGAACCGCCUACCAAGAAGCAAGAGACUGAGGUGAACACCCAAAACUAAA